GGGCCUAGUCGCCUCCCUCUCGCCUUGGCUUUCUUUUCCCCCUCAGAGGCGCUUCCUACGCGGGGCAGGGCUGGGCCCAGGCACUUCAGGAGGAAGCUGCUGCUGCUGGAGUUAAAGCUCCAAGUUUCACUUUCAUGUUAGUUGACAAAAAUGUAACUGAUUAAUUCAACAGAUGGCUGCAUUACCAGUUAAAACAUGAUUUUUUGAGGUUCCCUUGCUGACUUGCAAAUGGUGGUCUCCAUUCAUGAAGAAUCUUUGAAGAAUUUUCCUGGAAUUACUUGCUGUGAAGAAAUUUGUACAUAAACCAGCGUGACCUGACCAUGCCUAACAUGACUUAAGCCCACUUUUCAAGAUGACCCAAGUGUGCUGCUUCUCAAUAGCAAUUUUAUCCUUAAAAUGAUUAGGGUUGCCUAUGUGCUUUGAUCCAUUUCUGAUGAAUGUUUUAGCCAUGAGUUUACAUCGGCAAAUGGGAUCUGAUAGAGACCUGCAAUCUUCUGCCUCUUCUGUAAGCUUGCCUUCAAUUAAAAAGGCACCGAAAAAAAGAAGAAUCUCCCUAGGGUCUCUGUUUCGAAGAAAAAGGGAUACAAAACGCAAAUCAAGAGAUAUAAAUGGCGGUGUUGAUGGGAUUGCAAGUAUUGAAACUAUACACUCAGAAAUGUGUACAGACAAGAACACAUUUUUUUCUGCCUAUAUAUCUUCUGAGAAUGGAGCAAACAUCUGCAGCAAACAGAGUGGAGACUUCAUGGAGUGUCCCUUGUGCCUUUUGCGGCACUCUAGGGAGAGAUUUCCAGAAAUAAUGACUUGUCACCAUAGAUCUUGUGUAGAUUGCUUACGUCAGUAUCUGCGGAUAGAGAUCUCUGAGAGCAGAGUUAAUAUUAGCUGUCCAGAGUGUUCUGAGCGAUUCAAUCCCCAUGAUAUUCGAUUGAUACUAAAUGAUGACAUCUUGAUGGAAAAAUAUGAAGAAUUUAUGCUCAGACGAUGGCUUGUUGCAGACUCUGAUUGUAGAUGGUGCCCUGCUCCAGAUUGUGGGUAUGCUGUGAUUGCUUUUGGCUGUGCAAGCUGCCCUAAGCUUACAUGUGGGCGUGAAGGCUGUGGAACUGAGUUCUGCUACCACUGUAAGCAAAUUUGGCAUCCGAACCAAACCUGUGAUGCUGCUCGCCAAGAGAGAGCCCAGAGUCUGCGCUUACGAACAAUUCGUUCUUCCUCCAUUAGCUACAGCCAGGAGUCUGGAGCUGCAGCUGAUGACAUAAAGCCAUGCCCACGCUGUGCUGCUUAUAUAAUAAAGAUGAACGAUGGAAGCUGCAAUCACAUGACAUGUGCUGUCUGUGGUUGUGAAUUCUGUUGGCUAUGUAUGAAGGAGAUCUCAGACUUGCAUUAUUUAAGUCCCUCAGGUUGUACCUUCUGGGGGAAAAAACCAUGGAGUCGGAAGAAGAAAAUAUUGUGGCAGCUGGGAACGCUUGUUGGUGCACCUGUUGGAAUUGCCUUAAUAGCAGGCAUUGCUAUUCCAGCUAUGAUUAUUGGAAUCCCUGUAUAUGUAGGGCGAAAGAUUCACAAUCGCUAUGAGGGCAAAGACAUUUCAAAACAUAAGAGGAAUUUAGCUAUUGCAGGUGGUGUAACCUUGUCUGUAAUUGUUUCACCCGUUGUAGCUGCAGUCACUGUAGGUAUAGGUGUCCCAAUUAUGUUGGCGUAUGUGUAUGGAGUAGUUCCCAUUUCCCUUUGUCGAAGUGGAGGUUGUGGUGUAUCUGCUGGGAAUGGAAAAGGUGUCAGAAUAGAAUUUGAUGAUGAAAAUGAUAUAACUGUUGGUGGAACCAAUGCAGCAGUAGAUACCACAUCAGUAGCAGAGGCACGUCAUAACCCUAGCAUUGGCGAAGAGAGUGUUGGAGGAUUAACUGGAAGCCUGAGUGCAAGUGGGAGCCAUAUGGACAGAAUUGGAGCCAUUCGAGAUAACCUGAGUGAAACAGCUAGCACCAUGGCUCUGGCAGGAGCUAGCAUAACAGGAAGUUUGUCAGGAAGUGCAAUGGUCAAUUGCUUUAACAGGUUGGAAGUCCAAGCAGAUGUGCAGAAGGAAAGAUGCAGUUUGAGUGGAGAAUCAGGCACCGUUAGCUUAGGAACAGUUAGUGACAAUGCCAGCACCAAAGCAAUGGCUGGAUCCAUUACAAAUUCCUACAUCCCAUUGGACAGGGAUGGCAGCAGCAUGGAAGUGCAAGUAGACAUUGAAUCGAAGCCCACAAAAUUCAGACACAAUAGUGGAAGCAGUAGUGUUGAUGAUGGUUGUGCCGCAGGACGUAGUAACGCUGGUUGUUCCUCAACCUGCUUGUCGGAAAACAAAGCUAGUGCCACCAAGUGGUCCAAAGAUGCAUCAGCAGGGAAAAAAUGCAAAGGUAAACUAAGAAAAAAGAGUAGCAUGAAGAUUAAUGAGACCAGAGAGGACAUGGAUGCUCAGUUGUUGGAGCAGCAAAGUACAAACUCCAGUGAAUUUGACUCUCCCUCUCUCAGUGACAGUAUCCCAUCUGUAGCUGAUUCUCACUCAAGUCAUUUUUCUGAGUUUAGUUGCUCUGAUAUGGAGAGUAUGAAAACCUCAUGUAGCCAUGGUUCCAGUGAUUAUCAUACCCGCUUUACUACGGUUAGUAUUCUCCCAGAAGUAGAAAAUGACCAUUUAGAAAACUCUCCACACCAAAGUGGCAAUCCAUUGCUUGUUCCAGCUGCUCCAAACUCAGAGGUUCCACAGCUGAGUUAUAUUGCUGAAGAAUAUGUUUAUAAUGGGACUUCAAGUGGUGCAGAUGUGAGUACUAUGGAAACACUGAAAGAAACAAACAACAAUCAUUCACAACAUGCUGUCGAGUUAAACACUACAAUCCAGACUGAAAUUUAAACUUUCUUUUUGUGCUGCAGAAAUGUGUUUACCACUAAGCGCCCCAGUCAGGUAACUUGAAGUGGCCAGGGGAAGGAAAGCUUCAAUGCAAUUUACUUUUUAUAUAUGUCUCCAUUAAGGCUUGUGUGGAACUCUGUUGCAGAACUAUGUGAAGUAACAUGAAGAUUUUAACAAGUGCAUUACAAUGAAACAGUAUGUUGAUGUUUUGUAUUCUUGCCAUAACUUUGCUGAAGGUCUGUAUUUGGUGUACUUGAAUGGGGGGAAAAGCUGGCUCACAAUAAAUGCUGGAAUGAUCGCUUGUUGAAAGUUUCAUGUAGAACUCUCUUAAGUGAAUUUCUAGGAACACAGAGGUAACUUAACAUCAUGCUGGUGUAAAACAGAAUCUAUGAAAACUGAAUUGCUGUAAACAUACCAAAUAUAUUUCAGUGUGAUAAUUUUGUCUGGAGCAGAAUGUAGUCUCUUUUAAGUAAUACAGAGACACACAUUCUUUGAGCAAGGUUAUGGCAUUUAGCUUAACUUUAAAUACAAAAAAGGUACUUGAAAUACAAUAGUUAGCAAAAUGACGUCUCCUUGUCAAGAGAAUGGAGGUAAUUUAAUUAAACUUUCAACUGACAGCAGGAGAUAAAGCUUAUGAUAGCUAUAUAUUGUAAAAUUUAAAAUCAUUUUAAGUUGUAAUCAUUGUAUAGAAUCUGAUUGUCGCCUUUCACGAGGGGACUUUGUUAUGCUGUUUAAUUCUUUGUGCCUUUGGAGAAGACUGGGGUUCUAAGUGCCUGGUCUUAUGAUUUCACUGUUUAAAGUUUUCCAGAAUGUUCUCUUUUGCCACCUUUUUGGAAUCUAAAGGAAAACUAUAGCAGAUCAGUGGACUGUGGUAGAUUAACAAGUAUCAUAAUACUGAAGUAUUAGCCGACCAAAGACUCACUCAGGCUUUUAGCGGUCAAUUUUUCUGACAUGCAGAAUCACAUGCAGAGGAAAAAAGCACAGUGCAGAGCUUGUAUAUAUACAGAAGCAGAGCUCCAAGUAUGGAUGGCUUUCCGGGGUCCCGCUUGCCUGCUUAUGGAUGCUGUUCAGCUGAACACAAGCUGAAGCUAGCUCAGGCAUCUGCACUGCUAGAUGUUUGCUACACAAUUCAUACUGAUGUACCUCUGCCCCUCACCUGAGAGAGAGACGUGAAUCUUGGCAGAACACUCUCCAAUACUUUUGUUUUGUGGAUUUUUAUUUUUGGUAAGUUCCCAUUAAUGGUGCUACUGAAAGUUUAGUAUAUGAGAAGAAAGUUGCCAUGGACUGCAGUCCUCUUCCAUGGCUUCCCCUUACCAUUUUCUUUAAUCAGCUAACACUAGUAGUGCCAGAUACGUUACUUGGUAACACUUGUUAUGAUAUUUGUAUAUUUGCUAUUUUCAUUUGCUCAAGAUGUGUGUAAACUGCAUUUUACCAGAAAUAAAUGUCUGAGUACUAUUUCA
This is a messenger RNA of Sceloporus undulatus (fence lizard), 4329 nucleotides long. RefSeq names its product ring finger protein 19A, RBR E3 ubiquitin protein ligase (gene RNF19A). Gene Ontology annotation, molecular function: ubiquitin conjugating enzyme binding; ubiquitin protein ligase activity; zinc ion binding. The transcript is spliced from 11 exons. NCBI's taxonomy places the organism in Eukaryota, Metazoa, Chordata, Lepidosauria, Squamata, Phrynosomatidae. Gene Ontology annotation, biological process: ubiquitin-dependent protein catabolic process; positive regulation of proteasomal ubiquitin-dependent protein catabolic process; protein polyubiquitination. The coding region runs from base 413 to 2872 and encodes 819 amino acids. Gene Ontology annotation, cellular component: cytoplasm; ubiquitin ligase complex. The record is from RefSeq and is a predicted model, not a curated record.